This is a messenger RNA of Ochlerotatus camptorhynchus, 989 nucleotides long. RefSeq names its product exosome complex component Rrp42 (gene Rrp42). Gene Ontology annotation, molecular function: mRNA 3'-UTR AU-rich region binding. The transcript has 2 exons. Gene Ontology annotation, biological process: U5 snRNA 3'-end processing; U4 snRNA 3'-end processing; U1 snRNA 3'-end processing. Gene Ontology annotation, cellular component: nuclear exosome (RNase complex); cytoplasmic exosome (RNase complex). NCBI's taxonomy places the organism in Eukaryota, Metazoa, Arthropoda, Insecta, Diptera, Culicidae. Bases 72 to 968 code for a protein of 298 amino acids. The record is from RefSeq and is a predicted model, not a curated record.
AACACGCGGAUUUUAUUUUUAAAAAGCGUUGUUUUUUGUUUUUAAUUUUUUGGAAAAAGUGUUUGAUAAAAAUGGCUAAUGUUUUGUUGAGUGAAGCUGAGAAAACGUACAUUCUUCACGGUAUUCAGAAAGACUACCGGAAUGACGGCCGAACGAACCGGGACUACCGCCCGAUGGAACUGGAAACGGAUAUCGUCGUGCAUGCGAUGGGUUCGGCACGGUUACGUCUGGCAAACACGGAUAUUCUUGUAGCAGUGAAAGCCGAUAUCGACGUACCUAGUCCCGAUCGGCCGAAGGAGGGUAAGAUUGAGUUCUUCGUCGAUUGUUCUGCUAACGCUACGCCUGAUUUUGAGGGGCGUGGUGGUGAAGAAUUGGCCACGGAAAUUUCCAACACCCUGUCGAAAGCCUAUCUCUCCCAGCAAGCGUUCGAUUUGACGCCCCUGUGUAUUUUGGCUAAGCAUCAAUGCUGGAAGUUGUACGUGGAUAUCCUGAUUCUGGAGUGUGGGGGAAAUUUGUUCGAUGCAGUCUCCUUGGCGGUGAAAGCGGCUCUUUACAACACGAAAUUGCCACGAGUGUCUUCAGCGGAACUUGACGGAGGAGCUAUGGACAUCAUACUCUCAGACGAUCCAUACGAUUGCGAGCGAUUAAACAUAGAGGCUGCUCCACUAUUGGUAACCGUAUGUAAAAUUGGAGAUCACUGCGUGGUCGACCCAUCAGCUGAAGAAGAGGAAUGCAGUGCGAUCAGCGUUGUAAUUGGUGUUUCUCGCAAGGGACAUAAGGGGUCUGUCACAUCAAUCAGAACAUCCGGAGAGGGGUCUUUCCAUGCAGAUACUUUGAUGAAAAGCUUGGAUUUAGGCGUUAGCGCGGCUGCCUAUUUGGACAAGGCGCUUUUGGCCGCGCUGAAAGCGGAUGAAGAGAAUAAUACCAAGCCUUUAGGGGAGAAGGAAAUAUUUGGAUUUUUGAAAUAGAUGCUGGCAAUUCAAUAUCAU